GACUUGAAAAUCCAUGUUGGAAUCAAGGAGGUGAACAUCUAUCUGCGUGUUGCUGCUUUUGAACUUCUAAUCCUGGGGACGCUUCGCCAAACAGUCGGUGUGGUUGGAGUCCAAUCUGUUGAAUAUCCAACUUGACUUUAACUUCACUUCGGUCCACAAAGCGGGUUCCGAAGAACUUCACACAGGUCCCCUCCUGCACCUCUUUGAAGGAUGGCUCAUGGCGGGGUGGUCUUGGACAAAGACCAGUUCAACUGUGCGGUGUGUCUGGACUUCCUGAAGGAGCCAGUGACCAUUCCAUGCGGCCACAGUUACUGCUCGGACUGCAUCAGCAGAUACUGGGACGAUGUUGAAUGCGACGUGAACUGCCCUCAAUGUCGGCAGACUUUCAACCCGCGGCCGGUGCUUGGCCGAAGCAUCUUACUGGAUGACGUGGUGGGAAGAUUUAAGCAAAGUGGACUCCAGGAGGCCUCUGCGGGUCAAACUCUGGCGGAGGAGGACGACGUGGAGUGCGAUGUUUGCCCGGAGAGGAAGUUCAAGGCGGUCAAGUCGUGCGUGGAGUGUUUGGCCUCGUUUUGCGACCUGCAUGUUCAGCUGCACUACCAGUCAAACGAGCUUAAGACACACACGCUAAUCACAGCCUCCACGAGGGUCUGUGGUCAACACAACAGGCUGCUGGAGUUCUACUGCCGCACGGACAAGCAGUGCAUCUGCCCGCUGUGUGUCAUCGACCAACACAAAGGCCAUGACGUCGUGAUGGCGGAGGUGGAAAGACAAGAGCAACAGAAUCAGCUUGGUAAGAUGAAGCACGACUGUCAGGAGAACAUCCAGCAGGCAGAGAAGAUGGUUGAGGAGGUCAAAGCAAACAUCUCCUCUGCCAAUGACUAUACCUGGCAGCUGACGAAGACGAGUGCAGAACUCUUAAAGAAAAUGACCAGCUCCUUGGAGGAGAAGCACUUUGAGUUGUGUGACGUUAUCAACAACAGGAAGAAGCUGUAUGUCAGUUAGGUCGAGCAGUCGCUGGAGAAGGCAAACAUUGCGCUCAAGGAGCAGCAGAGGAUGUGCGCCAAGCUUGACAAGUUGGCGGAAACCGUGAACCAUGUGGACUUUCUCCAGAAACUUCCGUCCCUGAAAGCCUCGUCUAUGUCCUCACUUCCGCCAGACACCACCUUGACCGUUAACGAAGAUGUGAGCGUCUACCAGGAGUUGAUGUUGGAAUACUACAAGAAAGGAUUCAAUGACAUUUAUAAAAAAGGAAAUGACUUGUUGCCGGAGCCGGAGGUGACACAGAGUACUCCUCCAGAGUCCGAGAAGUGUCUAGUACAAUGAAGCACCUUCUUCUGAUGGAUGGAAAACGAAGAGUCAUCAAAACAAAGACUUCAGGCACCCCUGUUUCUGUGUUCCUUUUUGCCAUGGAUGCUGAUUAUUUACACCUGCCUCUGAUUAGUGGUCAGGACGCUCACCUGCAUCCGGUCACUAAUCAGAGAGAUAUGUAUUCCUGCCUCACGCCAUACUCUGUCUGGCAGUUUUGUUUGCUACACCCAACAGGUUAUUCUUGCUUCUAGUUCCCGUGUUGGCUAGUCCUGGUCUAAGCUUUUCUCUAGCUUCCCGUUCCUGUUUUAGUAUUCUUGCCUUGUUAUGGUAAUAAACCAUCUUUCUUACCUGCGGAUCGUCAAUGAUUGUUGAGAAGAAUCAUUUUAUUUUUGAUUUUAUUGUGUUGCCAAACAUCACACUGAAUAUUAAUAGAAAAGAAUAACGUACAACUCCAAACCAACGACACUUGAAAUAACAAUACACACUUCAACACACAAAUUCAACACAUGCAUUAAAAAAAAGGACAAACAAAAUUGAAUGAUAUCAAUAACAGUAUCAAUAAUAAUGAUAAUAUGAACAUCAAUAACAGUGAAUAAGAACUUUAAACAACAACAAACAAACGAAUCAAAGACCAGAAGGCGGGCUCACAUUACACCAGUUUUAAAAUCUCUGCAUUGGCUCCCCGUGUGUGUCAAGAUCAAUUUUAAGGUUUUGGAUAUUAUUUUGUUAUGUACUGAUAUCAAUACCAAUUUACUGGAUCGGCUGUUGUCUAGUAUGUGCACUUUUCUUCUUUCGUCGCAAUAAGAAACUUAUGUUUAUGUAUCAUAACAUUUUAUGUUGAAAUAA
Messenger RNA from Entelurus aequoreus (snake pipefish), 2157 nucleotides. Its product is annotated as E3 ubiquitin/ISG15 ligase TRIM25-like. NCBI's taxonomy places the organism in Eukaryota, Metazoa, Chordata, Actinopteri, Syngnathiformes, Syngnathidae. The transcript is spliced from 6 exons. The record is from RefSeq and is a predicted model, not a curated record. The coding region runs from base 211 to 1005 and encodes 264 amino acids. Gene Ontology annotation, molecular function: zinc ion binding.